Diorhabda carinulata is the source of this 5567-nucleotide messenger RNA. Its product is annotated as tudor domain-containing protein 5. The record is from RefSeq and is a predicted model, not a curated record. The transcript is spliced from 12 exons. Bases 543 to 3824 code for a protein of 1093 amino acids. NCBI's taxonomy places the organism in Eukaryota, Metazoa, Arthropoda, Insecta, Coleoptera, Chrysomelidae. Gene Ontology annotation, biological process: spermatogenesis.
UAUUCUUGAAUUUUUUAAUUACAAAGUCAACUAUCAUGAUUUUUGGUUAUAAGUAUAUAGAAACAAAAAGGUUAGUUCGUAGUAAAUAGGACAAAAAUCUUUCCGUAAGUCCGAGGAUACUUUAGACGUAUUCAGAACACGUUCGGAAUUAGUUAUCUUGCUCUAUGAUCACAGAAUUUUAAAUUCCGAACAUGUUAUAUUCGCACAGCAACGCACAAUUUCACAUUGAACAUAUCAUGUUCAGGAUCUCUACCGCGAACAAAGUUUUAUUCUUUAAGACAUUUUUUUACAUUUUGAAUAUAAUUUUUCCUCUUAUAAUUGAAUUAAAAAAAGAAUAUUAAAAAGAGCCAAAGAUAUAUUAGUUGACAAUUUUUGGACAAACACAUAUUGCAAGACUGAACCCACCGUCUCGCUGAUCAAUAAAAACUCGUGGUAUUGUCGUGCCUAAGAAGCGGCAAUGAGGUGAAGUAGAUCAAUAUUUGUGUUACUUGUCUCAUUGGUACUGUAACAUUGACUCAAUCCUACACAAAUACUACAAGAUCAUGGAAUCAACCAAAAAGUACUUGAGGAGUCUUUUGACUGCUAACCCUACUGCCAUGACUGUACGUCAAGUUAGUAUAGAUUAUCAAAAUACUAUAGGAGAGUCUAUUCCAUAUACAAAAUUUGGUUAUACUUCGUUAGAACAGUUUCUUCGAUCGAUUCCCGAUACUGUACAGUUACAGGGCACAGGGCCAUUUGCUCUUGUUAAUCUUGUAGUAUCUGAAAAAUCAUCUCAUAUCGUAGCAUUAGUAUCCAGGCAAAGAGUAGAGAGGAGAAAAGGGCUUAGAUAUCCAUUAAUGAAAAGAACUGUGGUAUCAACCCCAAAUGUUUUAAAAAAUUAUACACCUCCUGUAACAAGAUCACAAUCACAAAAAAUAGUAUAUCCUACUAUAAAACCAAGUAAUUCAUCAACAAUUAAUACUGUAUCAACUUCUGCUUCAAAUUGGAAACAAACUUUUAAAAAUAAAUUCACUCUGUCCAAUAAUUCAAUUGAUUCUGAUACUAAAAAACAAAAUUCUCAAGAGAACUCAAAUGGUCUUAUGACCGAAUCAACUAUAAGAUAUAAACCAUCAAAUGGCGAUCAUAAUAUGGGAAAAAUUACAAAAAUGGUAGAUGGUAUGAAAAUUUCAAAGGCAACUGAUGGUAUACAGAGAUGGAAUCAAAGUCAUAAGUCAAGUAGUAGUGAUCAAAUGACAGAUCCAGAUGAGGAUUACACAAUUAGUGGAACAAGUACCAGUGAUAAAGUAAACAUAGCUGAAGAUGUAGACCCGUCUGAGGAAUGUGUACCAGUUGCUGUUAGAAAUAACUUAAAAAAGUUGAUUGCAAAGUAUCCCGAUGGUAUUUGGUGUGCAGAGCUACCAGCUAUUUACAGAAAAAUGUUCAGAAGGGAGCUCAAAUACCACGACUCGGGAUUCAGGAGUCUAAUAGAGCUAUGUACUUGUUUAAAAUCGAUAUUUCAUUAUGUAAGACCGUCUGCUGAUGAUUUCAAAUUGUACGAUAAAAAUAAACCAUUACCUGAUACAGCUGAAACUGUAUUUACAAUAGCGAGUUAUAGUAAUAAAAGUUCUUCAAACAAUGCUCCAGCUUUACCUAGCAUAGACUGGACUGAUGUACUUUUAUUCAUUCCACCUGAUAUUUUUAAACCUGGUCAAGAGAUACAAAGAGCUUUUAUACCUGAAACCGCCCAGGAGGGUGAUACUAUAGAAAUUGUGGUCGGGGAGGUAUUUGAUGUUUCCAAAUUUUGGGUUUAUAAAGAUGAUGGAAAGCUUGAUAAACUUAUGGAUAAUAUGCAAUUGUUUUAUGGUGAACAUGCAGAAACGUACAAAGUACCUCAACAUCUCAUCAGAGAGGGACUUUAUUGCGUUUCGAUUAUUUUUGGAGAAUACCACAGAGUUCUUGUAGUCAAUGCCAUGUGUGAAGGAACCGAUGAAAUUAGGGUGUUUUACAUAGAUUAUGGUACAAUCAAACAAGAAAAACCCAAUUUGUAUUUCUUGCAUGAAAAAUUUGCUGAAUUACCAGCUCAAACGAUAAGAUGUAGAUUAGCUAACAUUUGCCCGCCAGAAAAAGGUGCUCCUUGGUCCAGAGAAUGUACCGAAGAAUUUAAAGUGCUGCUUAAGAAGAGAGACCUAAUGGCGAAAAUUAAUAGAAUCAAUUGGGAAGAUAAAUAUUUGGAAGUUUUGCUUGCUGAUGUUACUGAUUCGGAAAAUGUAUUUUACAUAAACAACGUCUUAGUAGAAAAAGGUUAUGCAAUAUUUGCUUAUCAAGAACCGAAGAUUAGUAUAGUUAAUUCGAUAUGUACCCCCAUUGUAAAUUUAAUUCAUUUAUUUCCGACGUUUAUGGAACUAGAAAAUGGAUUGGCGCCUUCCACAUCUGAAAUGGAAACGUACUCUAGCUGUAAUGUACCAAUAAAUUUUUGUUAUCCUCAAUAUUUCUUUUUCGAUCAUUCGGAAGAAGAAAAGAUAAUCGAACACGUUACGAAUUUUUAUGAAUCUCGUAUUCUGAAAGGUUUAAGAUCGGAAAUACACAGAAAUUUUAACGUAGACGUCGAUAAGAUUACAGAAAAACCGAUAGAUUUUUCGCAUUUUAUGGAAUUAGAAGGGGAGUUGAGACAGUUUUGGGAAAAUCAGAAUAUAGGAGGUGGUGAAUGCGAGGAGGAGGAGGAGGAGGAGGAAAACACUUCUUCUGUUGAUAUAAUUAACGAUGAUUUAGUAACAAAUAUAUCGAAGAAAAUAGAGAUGUGGAAAACCGAUACUAUAAAUGAACUUAGAGGAGAUUGUAAACUUUCCGAAGAUAUUAUGGAAAUUUUAGAUACCGGUCGAUUAAAUAGUGAAUCGGUGAACUUGGAUUGUUUGGAAAAUAAUACAAAUCAAUCGGAUUAUCAAGGAAUAAGCGUAGAAAAUAUUCCUUUCGAUGAUUUUCGAUCGAUUUCGAGGAGUAAUAGCUGGCAUAGUUCGAUUACCAACAACACUUACCCUUCGUUUAGAACAGAUUCUCAACAAGUCAGUUUUGAAUAUCCCGAAUCGAGCAAGGAAAAUUUAGAGACUCUGAAAAGUGACGUGAAAGAAAAUGAUUUAUUUAGAAACAGCCAUGGUUCUGAUAAAGUUGGAAAAUUGGUAUUGCAUCCUACGAAUCCUUUUUUGACCAAUGUAUUAGAAGGUGAAGAGACCAAGCAAGAUAUCAUCGGCAAUAAUGGAAGAUUACAUCCGAACAAUCCAUUUUUACACCAUAUAAAUAAAAACAAUGAAGAAAUUUCUGAUGUACGGUCCGAUUCAUCGGGAUCGACUUCAUAUAAAACAAACGUAGAAGAAACAAAAGUCGAUAAUGCUUGGUCGACAAAAGAUUAUCGAUAUUACUAUGAUGGUUCGUUUUCUUCAAUCAGUACCGAAGAACUAAAACCAGAAGAUGACAAAUCAACUAAUCCAAGUAUCAGUUCAGCCUCACCGUCUCCGAGUAGUAAAUAUUGCAGUGUACAAACUAACUUGGGAUUGGACGUUAACAAACCGGAAUUUAUUCCUCAGGAUUAUUUUUUAACGGAUCGUUUUCAAUAUACUUGUUAUCCCCCUCAGCAUCCUACUCUUUACAAUCCUUAUUAUCAUCAACGGAGUCAUUUUAUAAUGGCGUCUUCGAUGAUACAAAGUCCAGCUAUGUCUGCACCGUUUAGUAACAGAAUUUCGAUUUGUCCUCCUCCGGGUUUCUCUAUUAAUUCAAAUGUAAUCAUGCAAGGAAAUAUGCCGGAUUUUUAUGAGGCUCACAAUGAAAGGUUGACAGGCAGUUUUAGAUCUUAACUUUCUGUUAUUUGGAAGUAUUAUGAACAAUCACUUGUUGUAAAAGUGAGUUUCUAUAUGUAAAGUUGUAAAAAUGUUUAGUUUUGUUAUUAUAUUGUUGAACGAAAGUUAGUUUUUGUUUUGUUUUAAAUUAGAAGUGACAAAUUCUGAUUUUUAUAAUGAAUUCAGUUGAUUUAAUGUUUAUUUGUUGAACCAUGAUGAAAUUGGUUGAAAUUUCAUUGAAAAUUUGUAUGUCGUUUACAGUUACACAGGAACACAAGUUUAUUCGAAAUAUCAAUGUCUAAAGAUUUCCUUUUAUUUAUUUAUUUAUUUAUUUAACAAAGAAAGCCAGGACAGGAAUUGUCAGAAAGUCAUGGAGCUUCCCUAAUUUUUGAAAAAAAUUUAUACGAAAAGCUCAGAAUUGUUAACUCCAUUUUUUCAAUAAUAGUGAUCGCCUUUUCAGGAUGCUCUGUUAUCCAUUCAUUCGAAGCCUUAUCACAAGCAUUCUUGUGAAUAACACACCCUGACAUCAAGGGUUGUAGUCUAUGGGUAACUUUAACAUAAUAAUCCCAUUUUGUUUAGCAAAUUUUAAAUAUUUAAUUGUGGUUAUCUAAUAUCAGUCGGCAGUCACCCAUUUUGGUAAAUUUGUUGUACCAGUUAAGGGGAGCUCCUAUUAACAUAAUGGGAUUGAGAUUCACCCUGGGAAAAACCAUAAAUGGAGUAAUUUUUCACACCACUAAUCAUACAACAAAUUGUCACUAGUUGAAAACGUUCUCUAACUGAUUUUUUUCUUUUGGAAGUAAUAAUCUUCUUAGGUUUCUGAACAGUCCUGUAACCUAUUUCAUCUGCAUCAAAAGUGAUGGAUUCCUCUUCUAGAACUUUUUAAGCCAAUCAAUCAUACAAAUUUUUCGAUAUGUUAAAUCAAUGUUCAUUUUGGAACAUGUUUUCUGACAUUCUGAAAGUUCAGCUCCAUGUUCUCCGGUAAAUGUUUUUCUUUUAUAACUUGAUAUCAUUAGGUCGUUAGGUCUUUCCAUCCUCAUUAUAUUGUUUCGCCAUUCUUUUCGUAAAGCAUCUACAACCCCUAACUUCAUUAUUUCAGGAUCUCUUUUUUUCAUCUAAUCAAGUAUCAAUAAUUUGAGAAACUUAGGGUAUUAUUCAAGCUAAUCGUUGUCAUUUUUGGUCUGACUGUCUAAGUUUCUGAAAUUUUUUUAUUGGAAACUGCAUCUGUACUGGAAUCUUUUAGACAUACAUAUAUAUUUCUACUUAAUUUGUAUUAAAAUCCAUAGUUUUUAAAAAUUCAAUAAAAAACAAGUGUAAAAUUAAGGAUCAACUUCAAAUAACUUGGGAGGUCAUAGACAAUAAAAAAAUUAGAUUUUCGUAUUACUCUUGAAUACAAAUUUUCAUCAAAAUAUCACUAGUUAUUUCAGUUAAUGUGGUAUACCAUUUAGGUAUGUGAGUAUAUGAGUCACAUUUAUUUUAAAUUUCAAAAUGGUAAACUUGGUAAUCCUAAGGCACAAAAAAAAUUACAUUUUAGAAAUUUCGAGAAACAAAAUCAAAAUUAAGAAUAAUUGUGUUGCUUUCUUAAUUCGUUAUAUUUAAUAACAAUUUGGUGCAGACUCAUGUUUCUACAAAAAGUAAUGUUGUGUUUGUUUUUACCUCUAUGGUAUUAUUGAGUUUCUAUUGAACGUUUUGAGUUAUUUUUGUUUACCAUGGAUACAAAAAUUUUGUAAUGCAGAAUGUGUCAAAAAUAAAUUUUUUAUAAAU